Messenger RNA from Coffea eugenioides, 2543 nucleotides. RefSeq lists its product as uncharacterized. The record is from RefSeq and is a predicted model, not a curated record. Lineage: Eukaryota; Viridiplantae; Streptophyta; Magnoliopsida; Gentianales; Rubiaceae. The coding region runs from base 246 to 2225 and encodes 659 amino acids. The transcript has 6 exons.
CAGUCUCCCUUCUCCCCCACGUUCUCGUGUCGUAAAUUCCGGAUGCGCGUGUCGUCCACGAUCUUCAACUGUCUUUCACUUUCCUCUUCAGCUCCGUCCUCUCAGAAACGUCGUCGUCCAAAGUAGUCUUCGUCUCCCUUACAACCCAUCCCUUCCCCGGGCCCCCAACAAUUUCUCUGCUAAACCCUCCCUUUCCCUCUCUCACACAACACUCUCUCUCUAUCUGGGGUUUUGCCAUAACCAAAAUGGGGGAGAAAUCAAAGAAGCCCAGAAAGAAUUUCGUCACCGAAGAAGACAUUUCCACUCUCUUACAAAGGUAUACGGCGACGACGGUGCUGACGCUGCUGCAGGAGGUGGCGCAGGUGCAGGAUUCUAAAAUUGAUUGGAAUGUUUUGGUGAAAAAGUCGACGACAGGAAUUUCUAACCCGAGGGAGUACCAGAUGCUUUGGCGGCAUUUGGCUUAUCGCGACGCUUUGCUUGAUAGACUCGAUGAUGCUGCUGCUCAACCUCUGGAUGAUGAUAGUGAUUUAGAAUGUGACUUGGAAGCUUUUCCCGCGGUGAGUAAUGAAGCUAUGGCAGAAGCUGCAGCUUGUGUGAAGGUAUUAAUUGCUUCUGGACCAAGCGAUCCCAAUGGCUUAACAGUUGAAGCUCCCUUAACUAUUAAUAUUCCGAAAGGCCAGCCAUCCAAAGCUCCUGAGAAUUCACAUUGUAAUGUGUUUGCGCAAGGGACGAACAUAACAGUUCCAGUUUCUGUACAGAAACCGUCACUGCCUUCUGUCGCAAGUGCUGAAGCAUUGGAUUCUAAUGGAGCAGCUAAUGCAAAUUUGCCUCGAAGGAAAAGAAAAGCAUGGACAGAUGCUGAGGAUCAGGAACUUAUGGCUGCUGUGCGAAAGUUUGGUGAAGGAAAUUGGGCAAAUAUCUUAAAAGGAGACUUUAAGAGUGAUAGAACAGCCUCACAACUAUCUCAGAGGUGGGCUAUUAUCAAGAAACGACAGGGUAAUUUGACUCUAGGAACAGGCUCACAGCUUUCAGAGGUUCAGCUGGCUGCCCGUCGUGCUGUGUCACUGGCUCUUAAUAUGCCUAUGGGGGAUACCUUGAAAUCAUCUCCUUCGAUUUCAUCAGGGACGAAUGCAAAUGUUGCACACAGCAAACUUGGACCACCUCAUUCUAAUGAAACUCCAUCCAUUGUCGCACCAUUGCAACAUGAUUCCGUGUCAACUGCAGGGCAUCAAAUUGGAUCAUCAAAAUCUCGAGUUACAACCAAGAAACCUUCUACAAAAUCUACUAUUAGUUCGGAUUCAAUGGUUAAAGCGGCAGCAGUAGCUGCUGGAGCCCGAAUUGCUACCCCUUCAGAUGCUGCAACACUACUCAAGGCUGCACAAUCUAAGAAUGCUGUCCAUAUCAUGCCCGGAGGUUCUGUGCUCAAAUCGUCCAUGGCAGGCAAUGCAAAUUCAUUGCCCAGCAAUGUGCACUUCAUCCGCACUGGCCUGGCUUCAAAACCACUUUCCACUUACUCAACAGCUGCAGUAAGUUCCUCACAAAAUGGUGGUACUCAGCAAGUCCUAGGCACAUCUUCAAAACCUGCAAUACCUCUAAAUCAACCCAACUCAGCUGGCACUGCUCAAGAAUUAAGUGCACCGUCUGAAGUAAAAAGUGUUGCCGUGCCUGGCCCUGUUUCAAGGCUCGAGUCAAAAAUUGUUGAGGAUUUUGGUACCUUUAUGUGCAAUUCUGAAAAAGAGCUUCUUAAAGAAAAUCAAGCUGGUUUCAAAUGUGACGGGUCCAAUGAACAAAUGAAAGGAGAUCUGACUGCUGUUUCUGUUGAUACUAAACCAAAUCAAGUCCAAGAGGAUCAGGGUGCUUCAGAGAAUUUAUGUAGUGAUCAGGCUGAGGGAGGUCAAGCAUCUGUUAUGGGCGAAAUAUUGAAAGAGCAUGCCAGUGGUGAUGAGGUCUCUGCUUCAGCCAAUGCUCUUAACAAAAAAGCAGGAGAUCUGAUUGAUUCACAAAGCUCUAGUAUGGCAGCUAGCAAUGGUCAUCUUGGUCCAACUGACAACCAGGCCUCAACCACAUUUGACAGCGUAAGGAAGGAUGAUGUGAUGGGUAUGCCAGUUAAAUGCAUCAGUGAUAAACCCGUCAAGGAAAUGUUUGAGAAUAACAUGGCAAAGAGAGAAGAGGGCUUAAUCAUGGAUUUGGAUGGAAAUGAUGGACAAGCAAAUUUAAAGCAAUGAGAAGCUUUUAGAAUGGGGCGAAGUGAAAAAUAGCUUGCUCGCCUGAAUUAAUUACCUGUGGAAUGACUGUUGGCCGAUGUUAUUAUUCCUCUCUCCCCACCUUUCUGAAUUGUAUGUAAUUUUGCAGGAAGCAGUUACUGUCAGGUUAGAUAGAAAAGGCUUGUGAAUUCAUGACUUCUGGUAUCUUUUCAUCUGUGAAUAGUGGAGCCCUCUUUGAUUAAUUUGUAAAUAAGUUGAAGGCGUUCUGACAUAAGUAGGGUAUAUUUCGUUUCAUCAAUUUCUUAUAUUGGAGGAAAUGUUUGAUCUCCCCUUUCCUCA